Messenger RNA from Dovyalis caffra, 543 nucleotides. The record is from the annotation of a GenBank genome assembly. NCBI's taxonomy places the organism in Eukaryota, Viridiplantae, Streptophyta, Magnoliopsida, Malpighiales, Salicaceae.
AUGGACCCGCAACCAAAAUGCGUUACCGUCUGCGGCGGCGGUGUAAUUGGAGUUUGCACGGCGUAUUUCCUAGCUAAGAAGGGCGCGGCCGUCAAACUAAUCGAGAAAUCCUCUGUCGCAUGCGCCGCAUCAGGAAAAGCCGGAGGAUUCCUCGCGUUAGACUGGUGCGACGGCGGGCCCCUAUCUUCUCUCGCUCGCGCCAGCUUCAAUCUCCACCGGUCACUUGCUGAAGAGCUCAACGGAACUGAAUCCUACGGUUACCGUCCACUCACUACUCUAAGCCUCACGAUCACCGAAUCAGGAAAGCAAAGUCAAUCCUCACGUGAUACAGAUGUGCCUGCGUGGGUUGAUGGGCCAAGCCGUGGCCCGAGAACCAUUGGGUCAACAGAAACAACGGCCCAAGUCCACCCACAGUUGUUCACGGAAACCCUAUUAUCAAAAGCGGUGGAGAAUUAUGGAGUGGAAGUGGUUAUAGGAAAAGUGGAUAGAGUCGGGGCUGACGGGGGGCGAGUUGACUCAGUGGUUCUUGAAGGGGGCGAGUAA